Molecule: messenger RNA, 537 nt
Organism: Symbiodinium pilosum
Lineage: Eukaryota; Dinophyceae; Suessiales; Symbiodiniaceae
Source: the annotation of a GenBank genome assembly
AUGCUGGCUACUCUGAGUGGGGGCUUUGCAGGCUGGGUCAAGGAGGGCCGACCAGUUGAAGCCGGGUCAAUGUCUGACAGUGGACCGAGGAAGAUCUUCAUUACUGAGGACGUCCCCAAGUCAUUCUCAGGCGAUAAGGAGGCAUACCUGCGAGCAUCGGAGAAGGAGGUAGGUGAAGCCAACGCUUUGAAGUCUGCGGCAGAUGUCAAUGGCUUGGUGGCCACUGGUCAAACUGAUGAUCACUCAUCGCAAGCAGCACAGUCAUCGCGCGCAGUUGAAGAUGCAAGCAGCGCAGCACCUUCACCAUCUCUUUGGGAAGUUGUUGGCGGUGCAGACAAGGGUGGCAUCGUUGUCCGCAAGGGCAAGGACACGUCUUCAGAGCAGGAGCCGAGACGUUUGGUCACCGGCUCCCUGAUUGAGCAACGCGAGCUCGUAGGAGAUCGACUCCGCUACGCACUCCACACGGGAGAAGGCCCUUCAGAAGGCUGGGUGAGCAUCCGACUGAAAGCAAAAGAGCUGGUGGUCAAAACUCGCUGA